Messenger RNA from Diachasma alloeum, 2294 nucleotides. RefSeq names its product signal recognition particle subunit SRP72 (gene Srp72). Gene Ontology annotation, cellular component: signal recognition particle, endoplasmic reticulum targeting. The transcript is spliced from 5 exons. Gene Ontology annotation, molecular function: protein binding; ribosome binding; 7S RNA binding. NCBI's taxonomy places the organism in Eukaryota, Metazoa, Arthropoda, Insecta, Hymenoptera, Braconidae. Gene Ontology annotation, biological process: SRP-dependent cotranslational protein targeting to membrane. The coding region runs from base 67 to 2043 and encodes 658 amino acids. The record is from RefSeq and is a predicted model, not a curated record.
CUCUACUUUAGUCAAUCCUCUUUGGCUCCAAGUGUCAGUUCAGUAAAAUAGUCAAUAUCAGUCAAUAUGGUUUCGAAAGAGAAUAAUCUCCCGAGUUUAUACGUCGAAUUGAAUAAAUUCGGACGUCAUGGUGAAUACGAAAGAGCGUUAAAAGUCGCUAAUAGAAUUUUGGGAAUAUUUCAAGAUGAAGAUGCAGCGAUUCACUGCAAAGUUAUUUGCCUUAUACAAUUAUCAAAGUUCAAUGAUGCGCUUCAAUUAAUUGCGAAAAAUCCAAAAAUCUCCAUUCAUUUGGAGUUUGAAAAAGCUUACUGCCUAUAUCGUCUGAAUCAAGUGGCCGAGUCUCUCAAAGUUGUCUCAAAUAUCCAAAAUCCAUGUCUAAAAAUCAAGGAACUCAAGGCUCAGAUCCUUUAUCGUCUCGAGAAAUAUGAGGAUUGCUUCUCGGUCUAUCGAGACAUAAUAAAGAACUCCAGUGAUGAUUAUGAGGAUGAGAGGGAGACAAAUUUAGCGGCAGUACUGGUAAAUCUCACCGCAGAAGGCUCUAGCAUCGAUAUCCCCGAACUUCGAGACCACACGUACGAGCUCACCUACAACGCAGCAUGUCGUCUGGUCGCCAAGGGAGUUCAAGGGGAUCGUUCAAACCUGAUUGAAGCUGAAAAGAAGCUUCGUCUGGCUGAGAACAUGUGCAAAGAAGCCCUAGAAGAGGACGGUGCCACCGAAGAAGAAAUCGAAGAUGAACUCGGAAUAAUCAGAGUCCAAUUGGGCUAUUGUCUCCAGCUCCAAGGACGUGAGAAGGAAGCCCAAGCCCUUUACUCCAACGCUUUGAAAGCAAAACCCGAUGACAUAGCUCUCGUAGCAGUUGCGAGCAACAAUUUAGUAACUCUGAACAAGGACCAGAACGUUUUCGACAGUAAAAAACGUAUGAAAUCGGCGACCCAUGAAGGUCUGGAGCACAAGCUGAUAUCUUGCCAGCGUCGCAGCGUCGCCUACAAUCAAUGUCUCCUCGCUCUGUACACGAACCAAGGAGACCACUGCCAACAACUCUGCAAGAAACUCAUCAAGGACCACCCUGAGAUGUCAGCGGAAGCGACAUUUGUCCGGGCAGUUCAACUGAGUAAAGAGGGCAAGGUAAAAGAAGCUGUGACGAUUCUCCUGAAACAAUCCAGCAACAAAGAUCUAUCAAUGAAACUAGCAUGUGUUCAAUUACUUCUAUCUCAUGGAGACCGGAAAGAAGCGAUCGAAAUAUUGGAGAAUUUGAAUCCUAAUCAUAAAGCACUUCCAGGUAUUGUCAGUGCCUUGGUGACACUUCAUAUGGCUGAGAACAAUCGAGAAAAGGCCUCGGCAGUUCUGAAAGAAGCGGUUAGUCAUUACAAAUCAAAUAAGGAGAACACUGGAAACCUCGGAAUGCUAUGGAGACAGGCAGCGAACUUCCACCUUCGAGGAGGUGAAGUCAAAGUUGCUGCCGCAAGUUUAGAAUCUCUCUUGGAAGCUUCUCCAUUGGACACCAAGACGCUGGCGCAGUUGGUGGUCGCUUACGCUCAAUUCUCUCCAGCGAAAGCUCAAGCUUUAUCGAAACAAUUACCUCCACUGGACCAUCUUGCUGAGGCGAUCGAUGUCGACGCGUUGGAAACUAGUAAUUGGGUCAUUGGGAUGAAGGUAGUCAAGAAAAAGGUGGAACCUUCUCCAGGAAAAAUCGGAACUGGGACGAGUGGAGAGAGGGAAAGGAAGAAGAAUAAGAGGAAACGUAAGGGGAAUUUGCCGAAGAACUAUGAUGCCAGUAGUGCACCGGAUCCUGAGAGGUGGUUGCCCAGACAUGAGAGAAGUGGCUUCAGGAAGAAGAGGGACCGGCGGAAUAGGGAUGCUACGAUGAAAGGGACACAAGGGGCUGCUGCUGGUGGUAGUGAUCUUUAUGAUAUUACGAAGAUGCCAGUGAAUGCUAAACCUUCGCCGAAUCCCCGACAGAGCCCGGCUGUGGAGAGCUCUGGGCCCAGGCAGCAGCAGAGGAAGGUCCAACAGAAAAAGAAGAAAAAAGGGGGGAAAUGGUAAAGGGUUGACGCAGAAAAUGGAGGUAAUCAAGACGGAGGGGAGUACAGGGAUUAAUUUCGAGAAUGAUUGCUUUUAAGAGACAAUGUCUUUUGCAGAAAAUUUCCUCAACUACAAAACAAGACAUUCAGUCCUGAAGCACUCACUAGGAAGAUAAUUAUAUGUGCAGUCGAGCUCCCCACGGCUUAAGGAUAUCCAAGUAUUUCGUUCAAAUUGGCAACUUUUUUUCUAGCAAGAUUUCAGUUUUGUCGAAA